AUGAGUAAUACUCCAAACUCUCGAAACUCGCCACGACCUAAUGGCUCCCGCAACAUUGCAAAUACCCAGACACUUGCACCUUCAACACGCCAACCUACCGGCUCCGCCACUCAAACCAUAACAUCGGCCAACUCCGCAUCUUCCCGCUCAGCCUCGCCAGAACCAGUCAUUCUCCGCCUCCGAGGCGCCCAUGAGGCAUCUUCUACAAGCACUACAAGAGCUCGCAGGCGAGGAAUCACCUGGGCCGAAGACGUGGUUGAUAACGAAGGUCUCGGUCGAAAAUCAAGCAAAGUGUGCUGCAUAUACCACAAGGCGAGAGAAUUUGGGGAGAGCUCUAGCGAGGACGACAGCUCAAGCGAUGAUUCCAGCGAUAGCGACGGUGGUGGUAGUGACAGCCCCGAUGACGGUGGUGCGCGGAUGAGUGGGAAUCGGCGAGGCAGGAGAUCAGGUCAUGAUCAUAAACACGGUGAUGACUGCAAUCAUGCCAAGGCCAAGAGGAAGCCCAGUCCCAAUGCUUACGAGAAAAUGCCAAAAUAUAACUCCACCAAGCCGAACACGAGCAAAAGCUGA
Messenger RNA from Exophiala bonariae, 570 nucleotides. RefSeq lists its product as uncharacterized. Gene Ontology annotation, cellular component: nucleus. Lineage: Eukaryota; Fungi; Ascomycota; Eurotiomycetes; Chaetothyriales; Herpotrichiellaceae. Gene Ontology annotation, molecular function: protein serine/threonine phosphatase inhibitor activity; protein phosphatase 1 binding. The record is from RefSeq and is a predicted model, not a curated record. The coding region runs from base 1 to 570 and encodes 189 amino acids. The transcript has a single exon.